Molecule: messenger RNA, 1059 nt
Organism: Rana temporaria (common frog)
Lineage: Eukaryota; Metazoa; Chordata; Amphibia; Anura; Ranidae
Exons: 4
Coding region: 15-767 (250 amino acids)
Source: RefSeq, a predicted model, not a curated record
CAAUGUGAAAAGAAAUGUGGUUUUCAAAAAACAUUAAUCUAAGUAUUUGUUUUUUUAUUAAUGUAAUUGUAAUGUUUAUGUACAUUUGCAGGUUCUAUGAUUGUCGGGCAACGGUUACAAAGAAGAUGCAGAGGCUUCGGCUAGGACAAAACCGAGGAAAGCCUAUCAAGUUGCGAGAGUGGGAGGCGGAGCUAAGAGAUGUCCUUCUGGCAGAGGAUGUCCCUGGAUUCAGCAGCAGGGGUCAAAAUCAUAGAGCUGGUGAUCAAGAAACAUCAUCCUUGGAAGGAUCAGCUCCAACUCCAAGUACAUCCUAUCAACAACAUUCUGGUGAAAGCUGCAUUCAAGACCCUCCAGCAUCGGCUUCUGGCAGGACCAUUGCUCCUCCUCAGGAUCAGCAAUACCACCCUGAGAGGAGAGUACAGUGCAGCCCGCACUCUCCUGUUCUUCUUUUGGAGAGGCUGGAGAUUCAGCCAGAGAUUACCCCUAUCAUUCCCCAGACUCCUGAUUUCUCCCCCGGCCCAGAGGAGGAGCACAGAGGACAAGGUUCAUUCAUUCAGCCACCCCAUGCCCUGAUGCCACCUACUGCUGUACCGCCUUUCCCAACUGUGCAGGAGAUCAUUCUGAGGGAGCUUAUAGAAUUAAGGUGUGACAACCGAAAACUACAACGAAAGGUCAAAAGGCUUACCCGGCUUACCCAUCAGUUGAGCAGGCAGCAAACUGAGAGUUUUGAAAUAAUUUUGGCCCGGGCAAGCCAACAACACAAUUAGGCAUUGGACAGAGUAUAUUUUGUUUACUUGAAGAUAUUUCCAGACACAUUGCUCCAAUGCCUGGGAGCUACGAUGAACAUAUAACCAACAAAGACGUUUUGAAAAAUGAAGGCUAGACCUUCCUCUGCCCAUCUCAUCGCAAAUUAUUAUGCAGAAUCGAUCUUUUUACUGUUCCUUGAUUUUGGUAGAAACGUUUUCUUAUGCUGCCAAGUUACACCUACCCAGCAUGUGUGUUUGUAAUUUCUAUGAAAAUAUUUUUUUUUUUGUGAAUAUAAAACUAUUUUUGGUCUAA